Messenger RNA from Ostrinia furnacalis (Asian corn borer), 4029 nucleotides. RefSeq names its product neogenin. Gene Ontology annotation, molecular function: protein binding. The record is from RefSeq and is a predicted model, not a curated record. The coding region runs from base 1 to 2799 and encodes 932 amino acids. Gene Ontology annotation, biological process: cell-cell adhesion. The transcript has 21 exons. NCBI's taxonomy places the organism in Eukaryota, Metazoa, Arthropoda, Insecta, Lepidoptera, Crambidae.
AUGGACAAGCAGUUCUCUCGUCACCCUCAGAACGGCACAGCGAGGGCUGGCCAGCCGUACGCGCUGUCGUGCGAGGUGGCGUCUUCGCCCGCCGCCACCGUCUCCUGGCUGAGGGACGGCCAGAGCUUGUCUCAUGAUGACAGAUACAUUUUCCUGAACAACCAGCUGCUUUUCACACAAAUAAGAAAAGAAGAUGCUGGUGUGUACAAAUGUGUAGCAACAAAUACGUACCUGAACAAGAACCGCAUCAGCGACUCCGCGUGGCUGAGGGUGGAAGACCCAGUGGAUGAGGAGCCGGCUCUACUGGACAUCCAGGGUGGAGUCAACAUCACAGCGGCGAGGCACAGUCGAGUCCGGCUGCUGUGUCUUGUCACUGGCUGGCCUAGACCUAAGAUAACAUGGGAAAUAACGGACUCCACGGGGCGGACGGCCACCAUGGAGUACACGGAGGAGAUCGUGGACCUCACCAGCCUGGAGCUGGACCUGGAAGGCGUCUACAAGUGCUCCGUGGACGGAUUCACACACGUUUAUAAGACCUUCAACGUGACCAUGACAGAACCGGUCACCAUAACCCUACCCCCGGUGUCCAAGGAGGUGAUCCGGGCGAGCACCGUCCGGUUCAACUGCACCGCGACCGGACGGCCGGCCCCCACCGUGACGUGGUACAAGGAUGGACAGCCACUAGUCCUUGGCGGACGGUUCAAUCUUCGCUCUGCUAAUUUUGGGUCCCGAUACGAGCUGGUCAUUGGCGGUGUCACAUCUGCUGAUGCAGGCAUAUACCAGUGCUUCGCAAGCAGCCUGGGCUCAGUAGCAUCAGGCUGGGCGUCGCUGGGCGUGGGCGGGGCCAGCGCUGCCGCGCCCUCUGGCGUCAAAUGCUGGCCGCUGGCUGCCAGGGUGGUGCUGAUCCGCUGGGAGCGACCCAUGGGGGACGUCAUGGCGUAUACCGUGCAGACUACGUUGCCUGCGUAUCCAGGGCAGCCUCAUUCAAAUACAGAAGAAACAAUAACAGUCAGUGAGCCUCUCACUCCCUACGGUUUCCAGGUCCGAGCCUACAUCAAGGGGACCGGCAAGAACAUAGCUAGCGACAUGUCGGAGCCACCGAUCGUCUGCCAGGGACAAGGAGUUCCGGUCCAAAUAUCGAAGAAAGGCGAGGACUCUGUCCUGGUCUCCUGGAAGGAGUUCGCGCAGGAGACUCCAGGAGUUGUCCAGUGGAUGCUGCAGUACCGCCGCGACAACUCCUCGCAGGAGACCAACGUCACGUUGCCGGAGAACGUGCACAGCUACACUUUGCCAGCGUCUGCAGCCGCGCCAUUACAAGUCCGCGUGCUAGGCUCGCGCUCUGAAGAGUGGCUGCCUCUGAACCUGACGCUGCUGCCCUGGAGCCCCACGGCCGGCCGCGACGACGCCGGGGAAGUGUCGGUGGUGCCACGCGACGUGCGCGUGACGGGUGUAUGGGCGCGAGCGUUCGCGCUGCGCUGGCGCUGCGAGCGCUGCGAGGCUUACGCUUUUCUCGUCUGUGCGAGGCGACCAGACGGCUCCAGCAAAUGUAUUGACAGCUACAACAACUCUGCAACAGUGGAUGGUUUGGACCCCGAGACGGAGUACGAGGUAGAGGUCCAAGCUCGCAUCCCGGGCCGCUCGACCGGCGGGCCCUUCAGCCUGCCGCAGUCCGUCACCACUCUUAGAGAGGUUCCAGAGAUGUUCAAGGACCUAACCUGGCGCUUCGAGAACGCGACAGCAGUUCGAGUAUCCUGGAACGCAGCGCCCGCCAAGUACUCCGUGUCCUACAGCUCCGAGCUUAACGUGCCCGUGGAAAUGUGGGACUCCAUCGACACCGUGGGCAACACUGCUUUGAUCACGGACAUCGACCCCACAAGAGACACCUACGUCAUGGUGACGAGCUACGACCCGCACGUGUACAGCCCCAUCAAGACCAUACCGGCGCAAAUAUCAGAAGCAAAAGACCUUCAGUCUUCGUUCACCCGCUCGGGCGUGGAAGUGCGCUGGGCGGGCGGCGGGCCGCGCGUGGUGCGGUAUUCCCAGAACCUCACGCACUCGCUCGACCUCUGGCCCUCUUUGAACGCCACCGGAUCUAGCAUUGAGAUCACGAACCUGGACCCGUCCCUGCCCACGUACGUGAUGGUGGCGGCGCCGGGCCAGAGCCAGCGCAGCCAAGUCCUCACAGUCCCCAGCCGGCCCGUCGAGCCGCCGUCGCUGUUUCUAGGGGUGGGUAUUGGAGUAGGCGUGUGCCUGCUGCUCAUCCUGGCGGCAGCAGCGGUCUGCAUCUGGCGCAAGAGGAAGAGGGCAGGCACUCCCUUGAGGGCCCGUCGAAGGCACUCGUCGGCGAAUGAUGACGACGACGAGGAAGCCGCCGAGAUGAAGACCGUGGGCGGGCGGCUGGCCAACGGGGGCGGCUCCAAGGACGCGGGCGAGCCCCUGCUGAAUGGACACGUGCACAUCACCGAGAACCCGCAAACAAAAACACCAAACGGCAACAUGAAGAAGGGCCGCAUGCCGUUCGACCUGUCCCGCCUCGAGGACCCCGACAGCACUUUAGAGACGGUCCUGGACGCCGACGCGUCUGCGCUCACGCUCGACCUGUUGGACACGUCGCGGCCCCCCGAGCGGCCCCCCGAGUGGCCCCCCGAGCGGCCCCCCGAGUGGCCCCCCGAGCGGCCCCCCGCGCCCGAGGAGUCGUUCGCCAAGCUGCCCGACGACAACAUGAACUCCGAGCUCACCCGCAGCGCCUUCCACACCGACAACAGCAAAAUUCAACCCACGCUUCAACCCAACGGUUGAGGACCCCCCCGCCCCUCCCUCCCAGAACUACACGCGGGGUAGGCGGCCCCCGAAGCCUAACGGUUUCACGCGUCGAUUCGAUGAGAUUGUACAGAACCACUUUUUUCUAGUUGUCCGACGGAGAUACGAUUAGAGGCUCGUUUUCGCGAGGAUAGCUUGGCGUUUCGUUCCUAAUAGACUUUAAUUUAAGGCUGAUUUUUUUUGUAAAAAAUACGGGUAUGAACCGAUCGGAAAUAGCUCCUGUUCCCACGCACGUUGAGUUAUUCUCGCUUAAACCGCGUUCACACACCGCGAUAGCGUCGACGUGUUGUCUGUUAUUGAUGAUGUAUAUAGUGCCCGUUUUAGGCGUAGACACAUGUAUAUAGAGUUAUAGGCCUGAGAUAUAGCGUCGAGACAAUAAAGUAGGCAUGACGCGGUAGCCUUCGCGACUGAGCGUACGAUUGUACAUAUAACUUAUACAUGUUGUUAUACAUAUAACAGUGCCUCCGAAGUACACAGUACACAUCUGUGAACACCGAGAUACAAAUAGUUACACAAUUAGUGCAACAUGAUCGUACAAAAUAUAGACCAAAAUAAAUCCAAACACCUGUAAUUACCUAAAUUCACAUAUAACACAAAACUAUUUAUUCAUGUUGAUAAAAAUAAUAAUAUAUUUAUUUUUUUCUAUUAUUAUUUUUUUGUUUACUUCGCUCAGUUCUUAGACAAAGCCUCAGAAGCUACAUUAUGUUACCUUCACACUUACAUUCCAGAAUUUUAUAUAUUUAACACACUAUAUCUCCGUACCUAUCUGUCUGAACGCACAGUUUUUUUAUAUAUCCCUGUUAUAGUUUUAUUAGCAGUUAUUUUUACACUCUAACAUUACACAAAGUUGUUUCAUUAGAUACUUAAAAACCUAAGAAAAAGUAGAUAGCAUAAAAGUAAUAAUAUGUAAUUGUAAAAAUAAUAAAAAUAUAUAAAAAAAAUAAUUUAUUACAACGAACUACUGAUAUUAAGAAACGUAAAAUAGUUUAUAAAGAAACGUUAUCGUUAUUAGAAAGUUACUAAACGUUAUUUAUGAGCUGACUUUUUCAACUUUUAAAAGUUAUACUUUCUUUUAAUCUAAAACUUAGGCCGUUCUCACACUAGCGUUUGCUAAGCGUGCGCGUUUCUCGUGCGUGUAACGGGCACACACGCUUAAUUUUUUGUCGGCAAAAUACAUUAUUUGUGAAUAAAAUGCUUCAAUCUUCUUUA